This is a messenger RNA of Aspergillus ochraceoroseus IBT 24754, 2145 nucleotides long. RefSeq lists its product as uncharacterized. The coding region runs from base 31 to 2145 and encodes 704 amino acids. The record is from RefSeq and is a predicted model, not a curated record. The transcript has 4 exons. NCBI's taxonomy places the organism in Eukaryota, Fungi, Ascomycota, Eurotiomycetes, Eurotiales, Aspergillaceae.
ACGUCUUUUUGAGCUCAAAGACAUAUCGCUAUGCCAUCAUCUGCGGAGGGGAGUCCGUACAUGCCUAUACCUCAUGGUCUUCAUGACGGUCGAAACUGCUCCUCCGGCACUUUACGGCCGGAGGAGCAAUCCCAAACGGCGUUCUCCAAUCGAAUACCGGUGUCGACUCAAAGCGAGUCGGGCAGAAUGUUGAAAAAGCCGGCGGGGUCUAUUAUUGCACUUGUAUUCGAAAUGUUCCUAUGUCUGGUCGCGUUGUGCUUCAUCGCGCUUGCAAUCAUCGCGCUCAGCAUGCGAAAUCGACGAACGGGAGAUAGCUUGGGAUCGGCGAUGGAGCAAGCAAUGAAGUUGGGACCCACCAUAUAUCCAAUUCUCUUCGCUGCUUUGCUUUCACGCUCCUUGAAGAGCGUUGGCCGGUAUUUUGCCCAGAGAUCUGUUCGCAUGUCGACGCUAUGGGCCUUGAUGAAUACCAACGCAACCGCGGAUCCCAUCCUACAUCUCAUCAAUAUGCCUACCUCGUUCCUUGUUUGGGGACUCCUUCUCCUAUGGGUAAUGUCGCCGCUUGGGGGUCAGAGCACGGUUCGACUACUGUAUAAAACAAAUUUGACCGAGAUUACCAAUCCUGAGCUCCGGUACUGGGAUAAUGGACCCCUCGGAUCCAUGUUUACAUACACAGCGAUCAUGGUUGGGAAUGACGGCUCUUGGCCACUGUCUAUGCGUGACCUUUAUUUGGCCAGUUUAAUGCAGGGCGCCGCGACCAAGGCAGGCCCACUCGAUCAAUGGGGGAAUAUCAAGAUACCCAGGCUGGAAGCAGCAAACCAGUCGGAGGCGGACGCUGACGGUUGGAUGCCUGUCGGCAAAACAUCAGGGAUUGAGGACUUCACCUCUCUUUUCGGUGUACCGGUCAUUAACUUGGCUGAAACGGCGAAGCAAGGGGAUGUGAAUUUCACCCUUGAAUCCACAUAUGUCACGCUAUCCUGUGAACCGUUCAAGAGCGUGACCAACGAUAACUAUGAUGACGGAUUCGCCGUAUCCUGUGAGAACUGCUUCACUAGUGUUGGGAAGGAGAACUUCAUCCGCAGCCAAAAGUUCCUGGGCCUGCCUGCGGAUGGGUUCUACCCCAGCGGUAAAGAUUGGGAGUAUGCCAGUCUCCAGAAUGGCACCAUCGAUCCAAACAACCCUAACUUUACCCUCCCGCGGACGUUACGCUUCAAUGCCACAUAUUUACUCGAAACAUCAGUCACAACGUGCCAGAUAAAACAGCGCUUCGUGGAAGCCUUCAUUGGGUGCGUGGAUAGAAGCUGCGCAGCAACCAAGCUCCGGCCAUCAAUCACGGACCAUCGAAGCGAGAACUCUACUGCGAUGGACUACUGGGCCUGGAAAGUAUUGGAGAUGAUCUCUGCUGCCAGUCGCAGCUGGUCCUCUCGUGAUGUUAUCUGGGGGUCAACUACGUCUGCACUCUUUCUGAAUGACUCUAGCCUCGCGCCCAUCCAGACAGGUAUAGGCGUGAUCCCGGAUGAGGUGAAUAUCUCCACAGUCAGUCUAGACCUGUUCGCUACGAGGGCCUCGAUCCUCUUGAAUACAGGUAUCCAGGCCUUUAUGGCCCCCACAGGAUUCUCGGGAGACCUACCAACCCAAAACCUGAGCUUAUACGGACAUCCGCAUAUCCCUGCGGACGGGCUUUUGACAGUCGCAAACCAAUCCAGUUGGGAUUCAUAUGACAGCAAUUGCUACAUGUAUCCAUAUGGGCUCGGAACACUGGUGAACUCCGGCGCCCCCUUUGUUGGGGCGUCCACCAAUGCCACUUUGACGCAUUACACCCUGGUUUAUCGUCCUGAUUAUGCCUGGACGGCUGUCCUUAUUAUUUCUUCCGUCUUUCUCUUCGCCGUGGGGGUCUCGGGCAUUUGCGUCCGCCUGAAAACUAUAGCCCCGAACAUAUUCGACCCGGUCAUGGGCCUGACAUACGGAAACCCAUAUAUCCUAUCAAAAGAGAAGACGUUCAAUCCCCUGGACGCUGACGGCCGGGUCAAUCUACUUCGCGAUAAAACAGUUCAACUCGGCCACAUUGGUGACGACAAGAGUGCCAAAGCUGUCUUUGGUGAAGCCCGAUACGUUGAGCCCUUACGACUCGGAGUUCCAUACUAUUAA